This is a messenger RNA of Echinostoma caproni, 669 nucleotides long. NCBI's taxonomy places the organism in Eukaryota, Metazoa, Platyhelminthes, Trematoda, Plagiorchiida, Echinostomatidae. The record is from the annotation of a GenBank genome assembly.
UUGUACACAGUCGAUUCUCGUACUCCACCAGAUGCCAUUGACUGGCGUCAAAAAGGUGCGGUUACACCCGUAAAAAAUCAAGGCAACUGUGGGUCCUGUUGGGCCUUCUCAACAACUGGAGCGGUCGAAGGGCAUCACUUCAUCAAAUAUCAUAAACUGGUCAGCCUUUCUGAGCAACAACUUGUGGACUGCAGUUCAAAGGAAGGAAACAAUGCUUGUAACGGUGGUCUCAUGGAUUUUGCCUUCACCUACAUCCAGGAAGCUGGUGGUAUUGUAACAGAGGAUUGUUAUCCCUACGUAUCCGGAAAAACUGGUGAAGAGAACCCGACAUGCUCAGUGAAUAAAACGUGUAUUGCAGCACAUGUGCAAAGCUAUGUGGAUGUGCAAAAAGCAAGUGAAUCUGCCUUGAAGAGUGCCGUUGGUCUCAAAGGCCCAGUGGCGAUCGCUAUUAACGCCGGUAUUUAUGAAGACAAGAGCUGUGGAGGCGAUGAAACUGAUCUGGAUCAUGGUGUUCUGGCCGUGGGAUAUGGUCAUGAGAACGGUACUUCAUACUGGCUAGUAAAGAAUAGCUGGGGACCUCACUGGGGUGAAAACGGUUAUAUUAAAAUCCGCAGAGACAAGAACAACAUGUGUGGAGUUGCUACCGCUGCUUCCUACCCGAUCGUGUAA